CCACACAGCUGACAUCACACUCGCGGCUCUUCUGUCUGCUAGCACAGCGAUAUCGUCAGCACAGCCUUCUCGAGUCAACCGUGGCGAGCCGUGUUGCAGCGAGGCCACCUCGCUUACUUCUAAUCUGAACAGAGGGAACAAGUUUUCGCCUUCGGUGGUUCGUUCUCGACAUUCAUGAUCUAGCCUACCGAAGAGGCGAGAUCGAGACUUUUUUGCUUGGUUGUGUUUUGUGACUUGAAAUUGGAAUUUAUUCGAGUUUUGAAGAAGUUGUCAAACUUGUUUAUUGGCCAGAUCUCGAUGCCGGUCUGUCGUUUUGGAAAGUUUUGACAGUCUUCUCGUGGAAGUUGACAAAGUUGUGUGCCCUCGCUCGUUAUUGAAGUGACGAAGAGUGCAUAAAUACCCCGGAAACUGCUACGACCUGGCAAAACUGCUCCAAGUGUCAGUAAUAACUCAGGAUUGAUCCCACCUGUGACGUCAUUGACUGGAACCCUGGCGCAGACCACGCGUUCGGACCGCGAAGACGUCGACAACACCCCGAGGUUGCCGACGCUCUCUGCCUCUCGUGACGUGUACCAGUCCCCGGAUUCAGCGACGGAUACCACCCUGUGUGGCGCCGCUCGAACCAACUACACGCCCGUGACAUCGAAUCUACAGCCUUAAGGUUUCCCGCGAAACCUUCUGUGACGCCCCUGUCGGCCAGCGUUGCUGUCUUCUAAACCUCAUCAUCCCUGGUCGACGCCGCUGGCGACGCUGACCUCCGACAUCGGGUUAAGGCCACCGCGUCCUUGACCCGUCGCUCUGCCCUUCAGAUGUCCGUAGAGGUACUGGUGCCCAAACCCGCUUCCGCCCUGCCCUCGACCGCGCCCGCCGUCAUGAAGGAGCAGCUUCGGCCCUCCACCACAGCUGUCAGCACUCGCAGCAGCAGCAAGUCCAGCGCCAUGGGCAUCCACUAUCACAUGCAGCUGCAGUCGCAGCAGCAGAAGCAGCAGCAGCUCAAGCCGCAGACGGCCGGGUCCGAUGCCGUAAGGAGUACGCCAGACAUCAACGGCCACACGCCGGACAUUCAGCAACACUUCGACAACACCCACAUCAUCUACGACAGUACCACUGACACCACCUACCUGCGGGGCAGACUGCUGGGGAAGGGAGGCUUCGCCCGCUGCUACGAGAUCCUGAACUUGAACACCAACAAGAUCUACGCCGGGAAGAUCAUCAGCAAAGCCCGGAUCGCCAAACCACAUCAGAAACAAAAGAUCUUACGAGAAGUUCAGCUGCAGAAAAACCUCAAACACCGCCAUGUAGUGGAGUUCAACAGUUACUUCGAGGAUGACAACAAUGUCUACAUUAUACUGGAGAACUGUAGUAGGAAGUCCCUGGUGCAUGUUCUGAAGCACCGGAAAUGCCUGACAGAGCCGGAAGUGCGCUACUACCUGCGCCAGCUAGUGGAUGGCGUGGACUACAUCCACCGGAACCAGAUCAUCCACCGCGACCUCAAGCUGGGGAACAUGCUGCUCAACCACGACAUGGAGCUCAAGCUGGCCGACUUUGGGCUGGCUACGCGCGUGGACUUUGUCAUAUGCCUUGUUGGUAGGCCGACCUCCCUUCGAGACAACGACCCUCAAAGAAACCUACAUGCGCAUCACAGAGAACUCUUACGUGCUUCCACCAUCGCUGUCUCCCCCGGUCAAGAACCUGAUCCGCCGCUGCCUGAACGCAGACCCUCUGAGUCGCCCCAACCUGCACGAGAUCCUGGCCGAUGAGUUCUUCACUUGCGGUUACCUCCCCCGCUCCCUGUCGCCAGCGUGUUGCACCUCGGUGCCUAAGUUCCCGGCUUAUUCUAGGUACACCAGCAACAACAGACCCGUCUCCUAUGCAGUUCCCAAUGACACUAAGACAGACCCUAUGGGACGGCUAGGAAAUGCUCUCAGCCAGAUGCACCUGGACUCUAGGUCAGAGAACCUUCUGGAAGAAAAGGAAUUAGAGGAUAUAGAGAAGAAAUCUCCCCGUCACUCGCCUACCCACAACAGCCGCAGCAGCGACAGCGGACACCCUGGCAAGGACAACAUUCCCAGUGGUGGCUCCAACAACGAGGGGAGCUCCGGAGACAGAUCCCGCUCUCCACCGCAGAGAGAUCAAUCUGGCAAGCAGAGAUCUGCAGCAACCCUGCUGGAGGCUCUGGGAACCUGCCUUGAACACAUGCCUAAGUCAUCCAGAGCCAACCCGACACCGGUCAAUUGCGAGAUAACCUGGGUCACCAAGUGGGUGGACUACUCCAACAAGUAUGGCUUCGGCUUCCAGCUCUCCAGUGACGCUCUUGGAGUUCUGUUCAAUGACACCUCCAGGAUUAUUAUGGCCCCAGAUGGAAGAGCCAUCCAGUACUAUGAUGUGACAGGCAAGCUGUCUGCGUUCUCGUCCGACUGUGUGCCUGAGGAGCUGGAGAGGAAGACCACUCUGCUGCAGUAUUUCGCCCGUUACAUGGACGAGCACUUGAUCCAGGGUGGUGAUCUAGAGUACUCAAGCUGCAGCGAUGCCUGCUCCUGGUCAGGUUCUCUCUUUCUGAAGAAAUGGUUCCGCACAGCAAAGGCCAUCGUCCUGUAUCUCAGUGAUGGAACUCUGCAGGUGAACUUUUUCGACGACCACACCAAGCUGAUCUUGAGCAGUGUGAAGAACGAGUACGUGGUCACAUACAUUGACCAGGACCGCUGUGCCCGCACGUAUGGCCUGAGCCACGUACUUCAGGAGGGCAGCACCAGUGACAUUCUUGACCGUAUGACCUUCGCACGCUCCAUGCUCAAGAACCUUGUGGACAUCGAGGGCGCUGACAUUUGAGGGUAGCCGAGAGAAACACUGCCCUUCAUUCUGCUAGUCUCACCAUACAAACACUUAAGCCACUCAAUCUAUUUUACAAAAUAGUGUUAUGUUUAUUUACUAUACUAUGUCGCUGGAAGCCGGCAUAAAAAAAGCAAUAUAUAGAUAAAUCUUUUAUUUAUAAAUGUUUUUACUAUUCCUCUGCACAUGCGAUGAGAUAUGUGUACCACCACGGUGUGCCAAAAUGUACGAGGUUCAAGCUCCUGUCACGCUGUGUGUUGCUCCGGAGCGUAGGCGGACCUCGAUGGGUGUGAUGUGUGAGCACCAGAGUCUGAGACCUGUAGACUGUCAUUUCGUUGUGAGUGGAACCGGUGCAUCUAAUUUCCGGUACUUUUCUCCAUCUUGCUCAACCCAGGGUCUUUUCCUGGUUGUGCUUUCCUUUCGACCACCGGUCUUGGGGGGCUGCUCUACAUUGACAUUUCACCAUCAGCAGCUGAGCAGCACGUGUCAGUUAGCUUGGUUACUUAUUGCUGGCAAGGUCAGUGCUCGUUGAUUCCAUUAGCAUCUAGAAAUAAGCAUGGUUGCCACUUACCCUCAUCGGCAUCAUCUAUGAAGAGGGCUGAGUUUCCUGUAUCUUUUAUUUUUAUGCAGAGAAUAUUGAGGUUCUCAGAGUAUACAAAAAGGUGGAUGCAUGGAAAAGAUUUUCGUAUACAACAUUUUCUCAUACUUGUAUCGGAAUAGAUGUCCUGAAUGAGUGAAAAAUAACCUUGUACAUAGGGUUGAAAGUUGUCUUAUGAAUCAAAACUCUUGGGUCUGAACAUAAAAUUUGAUUUUCUCUUGUCUGGGAAUUAUUUCUGUUCCUUUUAUAGACCUAAUUCUUUUUUUUUUUCCAAGGUAAACCUAAUCCCAACUAGUGCCUGUUCUUGGAACUAAACUCUUUUGCCAACUGCUUUCAUGAUUGCCUGUAACUGGGGUUUUAAUUCCUUUAUUUUUAUAGUUUUCGUUUUCGUUGUUGGACAUGUAGGUUUGAUCCAGCGGAAAAUAUAAAGACCUGUUCUUGAUUUUCAUAAAAUGGAUCUAUACAUUUGUUUUCAUUUGUACUGACCAAAUUGUAUGUACACAUUUGCUUCAAAUUGUGUAGGAUGAUAUUUGUGAGAUGCUUCAAAAUAUUUGGAAGUACCAUGUCCAAUUGUGGUGGAAACUGCGAGAUACUUGUUCCAUGAGAGAAUGGAUGAGGUUUUUUUACCUUGUAUUUUACAUGCCUAUGUACAGUUGCAAGUAGUUUCAAUGUACACAUCUGAGAAUGACCAGACGUAGCUAUUGUUGUAUAUAGAUGUGAGUUUGUGUGUGUGUGUGUGUGUGUGUAUGUGCGUUUGUGUGUGCGUGUUUCCCGAACAUUCUGAUCUCCAGCAGGGUGGAGGACUAUAUAGCAGACCUCCCACCAGAAUGCACGUUGUCUCCCUCAGGGCAGCUUAUUAGCUUUAUCUUGUUGUACCAGAACUCCCAGCUGUUGUCCUUGAUAGCGAUCUGUUUGUCUGUCCUGGCGCAACUCUUGUGUCUUUGGAACAGUUUAUGUUUCCUCAGUGAAGACAACUCAAUUCGAUUGUUGCCAAAAGUGUUUUGUUUUUCAACACCUAAAAGUGGCAUUAGCAAAGUGAUAUUUGAGAUAGACUCCUCAUUGCUUCUUUUGUUCUCUCUGUAUCUCUCUCUGUCUUCCUCUCUCUCUCUCUCUCUCUCUCUCUCUCUCUC
This is a messenger RNA of Aplysia californica (California sea hare), 4557 nucleotides long. RefSeq names its product serine/threonine-protein kinase PLK1. Gene Ontology annotation, molecular function: ATP binding; protein binding; protein serine/threonine kinase activity. The record is from RefSeq and is a predicted model, not a curated record. NCBI's taxonomy places the organism in Eukaryota, Metazoa, Mollusca, Gastropoda, Aplysiida, Aplysiidae. Gene Ontology annotation, biological process: mitotic cell cycle; regulation of cytokinesis; protein phosphorylation. Gene Ontology annotation, cellular component: spindle pole; nucleus; cytoplasm.